Molecule: messenger RNA, 4747 nt
Organism: Medicago truncatula (barrel medic)
Lineage: Eukaryota; Viridiplantae; Streptophyta; Magnoliopsida; Fabales; Fabaceae
Product: COP1-interactive protein 1
Exons: 5
Coding region: 404-4468 (1354 amino acids)
Cellular component (GO): cytoskeleton
Molecular function (GO): structural constituent of cytoskeleton; actin binding
Source: RefSeq, a predicted model, not a curated record
UCAAUUCCAUUAUUAUUAUUUUACAAAAACAAAUUAUUAAUAUUUUGUAAACUUAAACUAUAGUCUCUGUAUCUGUCUCUCUUGCAUUAACUCAACACCUCUUCCUAACUCUCUUUCUCCAAGUUUCUUUUCUUCAUCAUCUUCUUUUUCAACUCUCACAGAGUUGAAGACUUGAAGAAGCUCUUUGGUUUCAGCUUUUGGAUUCGAUCAGAUCAACUUAAUCUACUUGAAAUUCAAAUCACUCACGUUGCUGCAAUAUUGUUGUUAGAGCUUAACAGAUUCAGAAAAGAGGAUAUAAGGAAAACUUGAAGCAAUAUUUAAGCACUUCACUUCCAGGAAUCUACAUGGUGAACAAAUUAUCUCUGACUUGAUAUUGCUAAGAAAUUGGAUAUCAGUGGAGAAGAUGGUGAAACAUCACUUGAGAAAGUCUAUAAAAUCCCUGUUUGAAAGUCACAUUGACCCUGAUAAAGAAGAGCAGCUCCAGGGAGCUAAAACAGAAAUUGAAGACAAAGUCAAAAGGAUAUUGAAACUUAUUAAAGAUGACAACCUUGAAGAAGAUGGUACCCCAGCAGAACUUUUGAAGAGGGAACCACUUGCUGAAUUGAUUGAGGAUAUCCACAAUCAAUACCAAUUGAUUUACACACAACAUGAUCAUCUGACAGGUGAGUUAAAGAAAAGGAUCAAAGGCAAGCGAGAAAAAGGAAGUUCUUCAUCUAGCUCUGAUUCAGAUUCGGAUUCGGAUUAUUCUUCAAAGGACAGAGGCAGCAAAAACGGUCAACUAGAAAAUGAGUUUCAAAAGAUAAUUGAUGGAUUAAAGCAAGAACUUGAAGUGGCACAUAAGGAAGCCGCUGACUUAAAUCAGAAGUUGACAAUUACACAUGAAGAGAAGGAUGACAUAAAUUCAAAACACCUUGCAGCACUGAGCAAGAUACAAGAAGCAGACAAGGUUAGUAUGGAUUUGAAAACUGAUGCCGAGGCAUUUGGGAUACAGAUAUCAAAACUUUUGGCUGAGAAUACUGAACUAAAUAAGCAACUGGACAUUGCUGGUAAAGUAGAAGCUGAACUGAGUCAAAAAUUGGAGGAUAUGAAGACAGAAAACAAUAGCUUGGCCGUGGAGAAAGAGACAGCUCUUCACCAGAUUGACGAGGAAAGGAAGACUGCAGAUGACCUGAGAAACCUCGUUGAUCAAUUGAAAGAUGAUAAGUUAGUGAUUGCAAAAGAAUUACAAGCAGCAACAGAUGAACUUUCUAUUCUGAAGCAGCAAUUGAAACAUGCAGAACAACAAAUAACAACAAUAAGCCACAAGCUGGAGGUUACAGAGGAAGAAAAUAAAUCAUUAAAAGCAGAAAUUUCACAAGCUUCAAAUGAGAUUCAGCUGUCUCAGAACAGAAUACAGGAAUUUGAAUCUGAAUUAAGUCAGUUCAAGGAGAAACAUGAUGAGAAAGACAGGGAAGUUUCAACCCUCACUCAGAUCCACGAAGGGCAUAAGAAUGAGUCCUCAAAUCUUAUCAGGGAACUAGAGACACAGAUCACAAAUCUGGGGCUGGAAUUAGAAUCACUGCAAAACGAGAAAAAAGAUAUGGAGGAUCAACUUAAGAGCUGCACCACUGAAAAAAGAGAACUGGAAGAGCACAAUUUAGGCUUGCGAAACCAAAUUUCAGAACUUGAAAUGAAGUCCAAAGAAAGAGAAGAGGAGCUAUCUGCUAUCAUGAAGAAACUCAAAGAUAGCGGGGAUGAAUCAUCUUCCAAAAUAUCAGAUUUGACAUCUCAGAUAAACAAUUUGCAGGCUGAUUUAAGCUCAUUACAUGCUCAGAAAACUGAACUGGAAGAACAUAUAAUUCUUAAAAGUAAUGAAGCCUCAACUCGAGUCGAAAGCAUUACAAAUGAGCUGAAUGCAUUACAGCAGGAAGUGGAGUCUCUACAACACCAGAAAUCUGACUUGGAAGUUCAGCUUGUGGAAAAAAGCCAAGAAAAUUCUGAGUGUUCAAUUCAAAUUCGAAGUCUGAAAGAGGAGGUUGACAGAAAAUCCCUGGAACAAGAGAGACUUACGGAAGACAGAGAAAAUUUUGCAAAAGAAAGAGAGGAGGAACUAUCUGAUAUCAUGAAGAAACUCAAAGAUAAUGAGAAUGAAUCAUCUUCCAAAAUAUCAGAUUUGACAUCUCAGAUAGACAAUUUGUUGGCUGAUAUUAGUUCAUUACAUGCUCAGAAAAAUGAACUGGAAGAGCAAAUAAUUUUUAAAAGUACUGAAGCCUCAACUCGAGCCGAAAGCAUUACAAAUGAGCUGAAUGUGUUGCAGCAGGAAGUGGAGUCUCUACAACACCAGAAAUUUGACUUGGAAGUUCAGCUUGUGGAAAAAAGCCAAGAAAAUUCUAAGUGUUCAAUUCAAAUUCAAAGUCUGAAAGAGGAGGUUGACAGAAAAUCCCUGGAACAAGAGAGACUUAUGGAAGACAGAGAAAAUUUUGCAAAAGAAAGAGAGGAGGAACUAUCUGAUAUCAUGAAGAAACUCAAAGAUAAUGAGAAUGAAUCAUCUUCCAAAAUAUCAGAUUUGACAUCUCAGAUAGACAAUUUGUUGGCUGAUAUUAGCUCAUUACAUGCUCAGAAAAAUGAACUGGAAGAGAAAAUAAUUUUUAAAAGUAAUGAAGCCUCAACUCGAGUUGAAAGCAUUACAAAUGAGCUGAAUGUAUUGCAGCAGGAAGUGGAGUCUCUACAACACCAGAAAUCUGACUUGGAAGUUCAGCUUGUGGAAAAAAGCCAAGAAAAUUCCGAGUGUUCAAUUCAAAUUCAAUGUCUGAAGGAGGAGUUUGACAGAAAAUCCCUGGAACAAGAGAGACUUAUGGAAGACAGAGAAAAUUUAACCAGGCAGAUAAAGAAUCUGGAACUGGAGAUGAGUACCAUUAAGAGCAAAAAUAGCAAAGACGAAGAGCAAAUAAGGACCAACGUCCAAGUGAUCAGUCAUCUCCAGGAUAAAAUUCAUAUGGCAGAGAUAGAAGGUUCAACCCAAAUAGUUGCCUUUGGUGAGCAAAUUAAGAAUCUUCAACUUAAUUUGGCACAAGAAUUAGCGCAGCAGCGCAAAAAAAUGGAGUUGGAGCUGGAUUCCAUACGCAGCCAGAAGAGUGAAGUUGAAGAACAAUUAAGAGCCAAAGACCGUGAGUUAAACACUUUAGAGCAAAAAGAAAGUGAAUACGCAAAGCAAAUCAGUGCUAACCGGGAUGAGAUCAGUAAACUGGCACAGGAAAAUUUGGAGCUAGCAGACAAAAUAGAUCAUUCGGAGAGAAGAUUAGCAACAAGAGAAUUUGAGUUCUCUACACUUCAGGAUAAACUUUAUAAGGCAGAGGAAGAGGCUUCAGGAAAAACAAUUGCCUUCACAGCUCAAGUUGACAAUCUGCAAAAGGACUUGCUUUCCUUGCAGAAAACAAAAGAAGAAUUGGAGCUCUGCUGUGACAAUAUCAAAGAAGAACACACAGAAGUCCUCAGAAUGGUUGACAAUGAAAAGAAUGAAUUAGCCUACAAAAACAUGGAUCUUCAGAGAACAUUGGAAGAACAAGAAGAUGCAUAUCAGAAGUUGAAUGAAGAAUAUAAACAAAUUGAUAGUUGGUUUAAUGAAUGGAAGGUCAAACUUGAAGUUGCAGAGAGGAAAAUGGAAGAAAUGGCAGAAGAGUUUCGUGAAGGCAUUGGGUCAAAAGAUCAGAUGGUAACUGAUUUGGAAAACCAAGUUGAAGACCUGAAAAGAGACCUGGAAGAGAAAGGAGAUGAGGUUAGCACUUUGUUUGAGAAUGUCAGGAAUCUUGAGGUAAAGCUUCGCCUGUCAAACCAAAAGCUCCGGGUUACAGAACAAUUGCUAAGUGAAAAGGAAGAGAGCUUUAGAAAGGCGGAACGAGAGUUUCAGCAAGUUCAGAGAGAACUUGAAGACAGGAUUGCUACUCUGGUAGCUACAAUCACCGCUAACAAUGAAGCUUUUCAUGAAACUAUCACAAGUGUUAAAGUGUGUGUCAACAGUGUGAUAUCUGGGAUAGAUACUUUGAGCCGGAAAUUUUCCGACGAAAGCAAAAAUCAUGAGAACUACAUAUCAAACAUCUCCCAUGAGCUUCAGGUUGCAAAAGAAUCUGUCAGCAAGAUGAAUAGGGUGAAGGGGCAGUUACAGAGAGAUAAAGAUUGUUUGUUAGAGGAACUGCAGGGUAAAAAGGAAGGGGAAUUAACUCUGAGGGAAAAGGUUGAGAAGCUAGAGGUGAAGGCAAGAAAGGAGGAAUCAGAGAAGAUGAAUGUGACAGCAACUGUUGUUGAACUUAAGAAGACAGUUGGAGAGCUAGAGAAGUCGAUGAAAGAGAAAGAGGAAGGCAUAUUGGAUUUGGGAGAGGAAAAGAGGGAGGCCAUCAGGCAGCUCUGUUUGUGGAUUGAUUAUCACCGUGAGAGUAGUGACCGUCUCAAGGAAAUCAUAUCAAAGACACGCAGGGGCCAGAGAGCAGCAUAAGUCCUUCUGUAUAUUUUUUUAUUCAACUUUGUCCAGUUAGGUAAUGUUGUGAUUUGAUAUAUAAAUAGCUCAUAUUUUUUCUGUGAAUUGAUUCUUUUGUUUUUUGUUUUACAAACAUGAGUGUGUGUAUAAUUUGAUAUUUUCCCCAUAUCAUGAGCAGAGUUAGUCCUGUUCUUCUCUUGAAUUUGAAUUGAAUAAUCUUAGUGAGGUCUUAUUGUUUUGUUCAGUAUACAAAUUUGGAUGAACAUGUCCCAUUAUUAAAUUUUGCCAAUUCUUACC